GCUGAAACCGAGCCGCUCAACGUAGUUGAGGUUGCAAUGCGCUACCGUAACAGAGUCGAAGCUGUUGUAGGUAAAAGCUACACGAAAAGACUACGGCACAAGUUCUCGCGAGGAUCACUUGCCAAACGCUCAUUCAGAUAUCUAGUGAAACCAAAGAACAUGUCAGAAGACGGAUAUGACUCUUUUGACGAUGAUGUUGUGAUGACAAAUCCUAGCUCAUUAGAAUGUCCGGAUAACUCGGAUACUUCACUUCCAGCCACACCUCCGCCAGGUAUGGAUGAGUUGGUUGUUUUUGUUAGUAGCAUUAUUAUCUGCCGAAUUCAUUCAUAA
Messenger RNA from Strongylus vulgaris, 330 nucleotides. Lineage: Eukaryota; Metazoa; Nematoda; Chromadorea; Rhabditida; Strongylidae. The record is from the annotation of a GenBank genome assembly.